AUUGGAAUUUCAUCUCAUUUCUUCCACUCCUUCCCCAAGAGAAAGAGUUUCCUGUCAUUAUUCUGCAAAACAUUCUCAUUACUUCCCUUCCAGCAAUCCUACAUGGUCCAGAGCACAAAAUCAACUCAGACUGAAUAUCAUUACACCUGUUUAAUCUAAUGCACUUCAACACAAAAGCCCUGCAACAACUUAAAGUACAACCUAUGUGAAGAUGAAGAAAGUAUGCCAUCAAAACAGUAUCAUAAGUUGAAAAAAAGUUAGUUUUUAUUGCUGAGCUGUUGUACUGGAUUGCAUUAAAUUCUACAUACAUUCAUGAUAUUACGUCCACUUUUCAGUAUAUGAUCGUUUUCCUCUACUACUUGAAAAGAGCUUUGAUGUUGUGUUCAACAUCACAAGAUUACAGCACAGGAAUGCAUGUCAAUAAACAAAGAAAUGCACACCAUGACUGCAUUCUCACCAUCACAAGACUGGGGAUAAGAUAAAUGAUCAGUUACAAUACAUUUUCAUUAAAAUAAACUGUUUAUUGUUUAGAGAUAGACUCUUCUAAAUCUUAGUUGAGCAUACAAGAGACAGGUAUUUCACAGGUACAUGGCCAACUCUAUUUGUCUGAGCAGCAUUAAAGGGAAUCCCUGCAGUUUGAGGCCAAACAGGUCAGAUCUCAACUCACUUCCCCCAAUAGGAAGCAGGAUUUCCUCCUGUCCUCUCUUUCUACUGACUUGUAUCAUCAUUGCACUCCUCACCCGAAGCUUCUCAGACCUUCUGGGGGCUACUAUCUCACAAAACCUGCACAUCAGCAAACCUCAUUUAAACCUCAUUCAUUCGGGCACAGUCAUUAUGAAAAUGGCACAUUCUUCUGAUUCCUGAAACAUACUUAAAGUCAAACUUGAAUCAUCUUGAUGAUUGGCAUCUGCUCUCUAGGUUCAUUAUCCAGGUACAGAUUUAGCACAGACACUGAAGGGCUAUUUAUAACAGUAACAAAAAUAAAGCCUGCUGAUCAAACACGUACAUAAACUGUUUGCCAAAAUUCAUCAUCCAGUUCUUUCUUGUCUUUAAUUUAUUAAAAAUAGAUUUGUCAUCCUACCAGGAUUACCUUUCACAAUUUCACUCUAUUAGUUUUUUUCAAGCUGUCAUUGGUGACUUUCAGCUAUAGCUUAAUAGUUAGAUAACUUGCUUCCCACCUCCUGCUUUCCUCUCUUUCACUGAAAUCGCUGUGGUUUGACCAACCGUAACUAUACCAUGUGACAGGAUAUCCAUCAGUGUGAUUUAGGGAGGAAAGCACCAUGUCUCUGUGUCAUUGUUGCUCUAUGUUACACACCUUAGCACACACCAGACUCACUCUCUUAUGACUGGACAACUCUCUAACAGCCUCAUCCUCCGCUGAGUGCAAGCACACCAAGGAUAAUGUUACCCUGUUUAAAUUUUGCUGUGAUCCUCUGUCUCCUGCAAGUUCUCUGCAUUACUGCUGAUAUAGACAGUGGCUCCUUUCUGAUCUUCAAUGAGAACCACAACAAGUGCGUAAGGGCGGAGAGUGCCACCUCAAUAACGGUGGCCCCUUGUGAUCCUCACUCCAAACAGCAGCAGUUUCGCUGGGCCUCACAGUCGCGCCUCCUCAGUCUGUCGCUCAAUCUCUGUCUAGGGGCCACAGAGAUAAAAGACUGGGUGAAGGUGCUCCUCUUCGACUGUGACGAGACCAGUGAACUCCAGCACUGGCAGUGUAAGAAUGACACUCUCUUUGGCCUGAAAGACCAGGACCUCCACUUCAACUGGGGCAACCGCAAUGAGAGGAACAUUAUGAUUUACAAGGGCUCAGGGCUCUGGAGCCGCUGGAGGAUAUUUGGCACUAAGACCGACAUUUGUUCAAAAGGGUAUCAAGAGGUUUUCACAAUAGGGGGAAAUGCAUUUGGAACCCCGUGUCAGUUCCCAUUUAAGUUUAUGGAGAAGUGGUACUCUGAGUGCACAAAGGACGGUCGCUCAGACGGACAGCUGUGGUGUGCCACGGAGACAGAUUACAAUAAAGAUAAGAAGUGGGGCUUUUGUCCCACCAAAGGAACCUCAGGCUGGGACACCGACCCAGUCACAGGGGUUCAGUAUCAGAGGAACGCACAGUCAAUAUUAACCUGGUAUCAGGCCAGAAAGAGCUGCCAGCAGCAGGGAGCAGACCUCCUCAGCAUUGUCGAGCUCCAUGAGCAGUCGUACAUUUCAGGAUUGACCAACACUUUGGGAACAUCUCUGUGGAUUGGACUAAACAGCUUGGAUUUUGAGAGUGGAUGGCAGUGGAGCAAUGGAAACCCAUUCAGAUAUUUAAACUGGGCCCCAGGCCAUCCCUCUUCAGAGCCUGGGCUUAAUUGUGCAACCAUAAAUGCUGCAAAAGCCUCAAAAUGGGAGAGUAGCGCCUGCACCAAGAAACUUGGUUACAUAUGUCGCAAAGGAAACUCUACCAGUCUCCCCCCACCACCAACCCAAGACCAGCCUAGUUUCUGCCCCAGUCACUGGGUUCCUUAUGCUGGUCACUGUUACUACCUGGAGAGGAAUAAAAAGAUGUGGAGCGAUGCAUUGGCUGCCUGCCACAAAGAAGGAGGAGAUUUGGCCAGCAUACAAAAUAUAGAAGAGCAGAGCUUCAUCAUAUCUCAAUCUGGAUACUUGCCGACAGAUGUGCUCUGGAUUGGCUUGAACGAUCAGAGGAACCAGAUGCUGUUUGAAUGGUCUGAUCGCUCCCACGUUACCUUCACCCAGUGGGAGACUGGUGAGCCAUCUCAUGCCACUAACCUCCAAGAGGACUGUGUCCUCAUCAGAGGAAAGAAUGGGAAGUGGGCAGAUCACAUGUGUGAAAAGACAUAUGGAUACAUCUGCAAGAAGAAGGCCUCUACUAAACCAGCUGAAGGCACCCAUGAGGAAGCCAACCCUGGAUGCAAGCUUGGCUCAUUCAGGUUCGGUUCACAUUGUUACAACAUUGGAGCUGAGACAAAAACUUUCGAUGACGCAAAGCAGGCAUGCUCACAGGCCGGUGCUUACCUUGUGGAUGUGGCUGACAGAUAUGAAAAUGCCUUCUUGGUCAGUUUGGUGGGUUUGAGACCAGAAAAGUAUUUCUGGACAGGUUUGUCCAACACAGAAGAUAAACACACUUUUGAGUGGACCACCGGGAGAAAGGUCACAUUUACUCAUUUCAAUGUGGGCAUGCCAGACAGAAAACAAGGAUGCGUUGCCAUGACCACAGGGAUUUUUGCUGGAUUAUGGGAUGUUGUCAGCUGCAGCAACAAGGAGAAAUAUAUCUGCAAGAAGCUGGCAGAGGAUGUACAGACGACAACAAUUCCCCCCACCACCCCGGUCCAGAGCUGUGCCUCUGGGUGGACCCCUGCUGCCAAAAGGAAUGUCUGCUACAAACUUUACAGAAAGAAGGACCAAAAGAGGACUUGGCAAGAAGCGCAGGACUUCUGCAAGGCCAUUGGUGGUAACUUGAUGAGCAUACACAGUUCGCAGGACCUGAGCAAUGCUCCGUUUCAUACCUCUAAUCCAGUCUGGAUUGGCCUCAGUUCCCUGGGUACCAAUGAAGGUUUUACCUGGACUGAUGGGUCGCCUUUUGGCUAUGAGAACUGGGGCUAUGGGGAACCGAACAACCACAAUAACAACGAACAUUGUGCAGAAAUCCAGUUUUAUUAUGGACGGCACUGGAACGAUCGGCACUGUGAGUCCUAUAAUGACUGGAUCUGCCAGAUACACAAAGGUGCGACUCCCAACCCUGAGCCGGCUGUAGUUGUAACAGUAUACAACACCACAGAAGAUGGCUGGAUAAUAUACAAUGACACACAGUAUUUCAUCAAUCUUGACAACCUAGCUAUGGACGCUGCCAGAACAUUCUGCAAAAAAAACUUUGGUGAACUUGCGGUCAUCACAGGGGAGAGUGAGAGGAAGUUCCUUUGGAAACAGAUAUCAAAAGGCUCAGAAGGACAGUACUACAUUGGCUUGACAGUGGAUUUGGAUAAGACAUUUAGCUGGGUGGAUGGCACCCCUGUAACUUACACUGCAUGGGAACGGAACGAGCCCAACUUUGCUAACAAUGAUGAAAACUGUGUGACUAUAUACAAGGGCAUGGGUUACUGGAAUGAUAUUAAUUGUGGUAUCGAGCUACCAUCUAUCUGCAAAAGAAGCAGUAGUUUUGUCAAUACAACAAUGGCCCCCACCACUGUUCCCAAGGGAGGAUGUGCCCCAGAAUGGGUAUCUUUCCAAGGAAAGUGCUACAAAUUCAUCGUGGGGAAUGACAAAGCGACUUGGCAGAAUGCCAGGGCGUCCUGCAAAAACCAGGGAGGAAAUCUGGUUUCUGUCGUCAGUGAGAGCGAGCAAGCAUUCCUAACAACACAGAUGCAGAGAUACAAUGAGGAUUUGUGGAUUGGCAUGAAUGAUGUCAACUGGGAGAUGCACUUUGUGUGGACGGACGGCAAAGGCGUCUCAUACACCAACUGGGCCAAAGGGCAUCCAACAACAGUGCCUGAUGGGCGCUAUUCAUUUAUGGAUGAGGUUUAUGACUGUGUAAUUAUGGUGGGCGGGACCUCCAAACUAACAGGAUCGUGGAAGGUGGAAGACUGUCACUCAAAAUGUGGCUUCAUCUGUAAAAGAAACGUUGAUUCUCAGAUUGUAGUCCCACCCACCACUGUGUCACCAAAAGCGUUCUACCAGCUCGGCAAUGACUCCUACAAACUGGUGGCCCAGAAGAUGAGAUGGGAUGAGGCGAGGAGGCAGUGCCAGGCAGACGAUGCAGAUCUGGCCAGUAUCCUGAACCCCGUCACCCAUGCAUACAUCACCUUGCAGAUUGCCAAGCACAAUGAGCCUUUGUGGAUUGGCCUCAACAGCAAUGUGACUGGCGGGCGGUACAAGUGGGUCGAUAAUUGGCUUCUGUCUUUUACCAAAUGGGGCACAGAUGAACCUAAACAUAACUAUGGCUGUGUGUAUAUGGAUGUGGACAGAACAUGGAAGACUGCACCGUGUACCAACAGCUACUACUCCCUUUGCAAGAGGUCACCAGACAUAGCUCCCACUGAGCCCCCACAGCUCCCUGGAAACUGUCCAGAACCAAAGAAGAGAAGAACCUGGAUACCCUUCAGAGGCCAUUGUUAUUCCUUCCUCAGCUCCGUUGUGGACAACUGGGCCCAUGCCUCGGUUGAAUGUCUGAAAAUUGGUGCGUCUCUGGUGAGUAUUCAGGACCCUCAGGAGGGUCUUUUCAUACAACAGAAUCUGGAGCUUCUACAGGACGGUGCCAAGUCCUUCUGGAUUGGCCUGUAUAAGACCCAUGAAGGUAAUUGGAUGUGGAUCGAUAGCAGUGCUGUGGACUAUACCAAUUGGAAAACGGGGAUGCCAAAGUCAGAUUCAUGUGUGGAUAUCCACUCUGACAGUGGAACAUGGAGUACAAGCAGCUGUAGCAGAUACAGGUCUUACAUCUGCAAAACACCCAAAGUUAUUCCACCAACAGAAAAGCCUCCAUCUGUUGCACACGUCGUUGAAAAGGCUUCACAUGGGUCUGCUGGUAUCACUGUGGCUAUAAUACUAGUAGUAAUUGCUGUAGUGGGACUCGGAGCCUUCCUCCUUUUCCGUAAACGGAUACCCAGCCCUGUCUUGGGAGAAUGCACCUUCGACAACAAGUUGUACUUCAACAAUCCAAUCCGAGCCACUGUAGACACCAAGGGCCUGGUGGCCAACAUAGAGCAAAAUGAACAAGCAUAGAAAGACGUGAGAUGAGCAAUAAUCAGUGCUAUGAAAAUUAUAUGAGAUUUUAUCUUGGUUUCUCGACCAAACCCUGUGGUGUUUUUUCCAUUUUACAGCGGACUGGAUCAAAGAUAAUGAUUCAUAAUUAUUAUAUAAUAAUCCAUGCAAUCACUGGCACUGCACUACAGUGACAAGAACAUAAGUGUAACAAAUUUAAUGAUCAUGUGAUUUGUGAAAUGUGUACAGAUUUUUUUACUACCAAUCAACAUAACUAAGAACAUUCCUAACAUCAACGCUUUAAGAAACUAGUUGUGGACCCAUUAAAAAUCAAGACAAAUGAAUUAAAUUAAAUUAGCCAGAGCUUUCUCAACUUUGUUGCUUGUUAUUAUUCUCCAUGGGCUGUUCAACAACUUAUUUUGGCAUACGACAUUGUAAAUAGAUGCAAAAUAAAAGAAAUGAUAUAAAGAAAACUUAGUUGUC
Molecule: messenger RNA, 6174 nt
Organism: Thunnus maccoyii (southern bluefin tuna)
Lineage: Eukaryota; Metazoa; Chordata; Actinopteri; Scombriformes; Scombridae
Gene: mrc1a
Product: mannose receptor, C type 1a
Exons: 30
Coding region: 1402-5712 (1436 amino acids)
Molecular function (GO): signaling receptor activity
Source: RefSeq, a predicted model, not a curated record